Molecule: messenger RNA, 1646 nt
Organism: Maniola jurtina (meadow brown)
Lineage: Eukaryota; Metazoa; Arthropoda; Insecta; Lepidoptera; Nymphalidae
Product: BTB/POZ domain-containing protein KCTD9
Exons: 6
Coding region: 115-1350 (411 amino acids)
Biological process (GO): protein homooligomerization
Molecular function (GO): protein binding
Source: RefSeq, a predicted model, not a curated record
UUGACUUUGUUUACAAAAUACAAAUCGAAUUCCGUCUUCAAUUUUCCAAAUUGCUUUCCUGUUUUUAACUAUAAAUUAAAUUAAAUAACAAAAGAAACUUGAGAAAUAAAAAUUAUGAAACGUGUUUUCGUGUACACAAGUAAAACGAAGAAUGAAGGAAAACUUAUGGCCGUGGAAGACGCGUUUAAAGACUUCCUGAAGUCUAUCGCUUUGAAUUUCAACUUGAACCCGGAAAAUCUUAAGUUAUAUUCGUUUAAUGGUUGUGAAAUAAACGACACGAGAGUUAUUAGGGACGACGAGAAGGUUUAUUUAAGUUUAAGAGGUGGAAAUGUGUCAGAAGAAUGUGAUACGAUAGAAAAUUCGUUUGAAAGAUUGCAUGUUUCGGAUGGUGUAGAAAAUGGUUGUAAUGAGAAGAAAGGCGUUGUCUCGGACUGGAUUACGUUAAACGUUGGUGGUAAACAGUUUACAACCUCUCGAUCUACUCUAUUAGUUAAGGAAUCUCUGUCAAUGUUGGCAAGAAUGUUCGCUGAUGACAAUAACGUGUAUCUAAUGAACCCUAGCGCUAAGGAUAAAACAGGAGCGUACUUAAUAGAUAGAAGCCCGGAAUAUUUCGAGCCUAUUUUAAAUUAUUUAAGGCAUGGUGAAGUUAUUUUGGAUAAGCAUGUCAACCCUAAAGGUGUCUUGGAGGAGGCUGUUUUUUAUGGUAUAGACUCAAUGAUACCACAGCUGCAACAGUUAAUUGAAGAGUCAACAAGCCAAAGUGGUAAGAACCACUCGCUCAAUAGGAUGGAUGUGAUAAGGCUCAUAAUCAUGACCCCCACCACAUCAGAACUGAGGUUCCAAGGAGUUAGUUUGGCUGGGGCAGACUUGAAUAGAUUGGACUUGAGGCAUAUCAAUUUUAAGUAUGCAUGUUUGGCUCGAUGCAACCUGAGUGGUGCAAAUCUGUCGCAUUGCUGCUUGGAGAGAGCCGACUUGUCGCACGCCAACCUGGAAGGAGCUCAGCUGCUAGGAGUCAAGGCUCUAUGUGCUAAUAUGGAAGGUGCUCUAUUAAAAGGAUGCAACAUGGAGGAUCCUGCUGGAUCGAGGGCUGUCAUGGAGGGUGUGAAUUUAAAAGGUGCGAACUUAGAAGGUAGCAACAUGGCGGGCGUGAAUUUGCGAGUGGCAACAUUGAAGAAUGCCAACCUUCAGAAUUGCGAUCUCAGAACUGCUGUGCUGGCUGGCGCCGAUUUGGAGUGUUGCGACUUGUCGGGCAGUGAUCUCCACGAAGCCAAUCUGCGUGGAGCUAACCUGAAGGACGCGGCGUUUGAACUGAUGCUGACACCGCUCCACAUGUCACAGACUAUACGAUAAAAUUUAUUUAAAUGCUCGAUAAUUACUUAAAUACCUAGUUAAUUAAUGUGGCGCGUUCUGUUGUACUCAAUCCUUAAACUAAACUAAAAUAACGGUUUACAGUACAACGAUCUUUUCGCACUUGAAUGAUAUUGACAGGGGGUGUUGAACAAAAGCUGCCAGCAAUUAGAUACUACUUAAUUUUAGGGAAUAUGUUGGGAAUAUUUUAAUUUUUUUUUUAAUGAUGUAACCACAAAUUCGCGGUUUUCAGAUUUCUUCCUGUACUUGUGCUAUAAAACCUACCUACCUGCCAAAUU